This is a messenger RNA of Culex pipiens pallens (northern house mosquito), 5490 nucleotides long. It is a transcript of the gene rdgC, whose product is annotated as serine/threonine-protein phosphatase rdgC. Lineage: Eukaryota; Metazoa; Arthropoda; Insecta; Diptera; Culicidae. The coding region runs from base 1579 to 3996 and encodes 805 amino acids. The record is from RefSeq and is a predicted model, not a curated record. The transcript has 12 exons. Gene Ontology annotation, cellular component: cytosol; nucleus. Gene Ontology annotation, biological process: detection of stimulus involved in sensory perception. Gene Ontology annotation, molecular function: protein binding; calcium ion binding; protein serine/threonine phosphatase activity.
GAAUUCGGGACAAGUUGGACGGUUGGAUCGCGCGCGGUUGCGGUCAAAGCCUUUUCUGGUUCAGGCUAGCGAUUUCCGGUGUGCCGGGUUUGGUGGUACGCACCACGCAACGACUUCAUCAGUCGUUGACAGCCGCUGGCAGCGAACGGACGUGCUGGUUGCCUAACUGCGGGCGCACUGCCGUUGAACAGAGACAUCUGGCGGUGGAGUUGGGUUGUACGGGGCGCGCGGUGUAGAUUGACAAGUGUGGUUGGUCGGUCGGUCGGUUUGAAUUAUUUAUCUUGGUGGGAAAGUUAUUUCCCGAGUAUUUUCAUGGUUUUUGUGGUCACGGCAGAAUAAUCCUCUUCAGUGACGUGAGGUGCAUUUGGGUGGAGGUGUUGUGGCCGCCAUUCAGGAAGGAGUGCUUUUGUGUAAACCACACACAGGAAAAGAUAAGAACGGAAGCAAUAAGUGAAUAAAAGAGUGUUUUCUUUUAUUUUCCGGGGGGUGGUUUUCCCAGCCAGGUGGGGCCACACAAUAGCAUCAACAAAGAAGUGGAAGCAUUUCCGAUUAUGUGUGAGAUUCUGGGAAAACGUAAAGUGAAAAGCUUCCGGUGAAAUCACUUUCCGACGUUCGAGACUGUGAAGAAAAUAAAAUCGCUACUGUCGUCAAAAGGGGAAAAUUGAAUUUCGGAAGUGGCAAAGUGAAAAGUUACCAAAAAGUGAGAGCUCAAAUUGAAUCAGUCGUGUGCCAAAAAAAGGGGGCCGACCGGAAAAUAAACGUGACAAGGAAAUUCGUUGGAGCCGGCAGCAACGCCAGAAAAAGGGGUGACGAAAUCAGACAACUUCAUCGGAGGACAGUUGCAGCAAUCAGUCAGCAGUGGCAUUGAAAAAAAUAAAUUGGAUCGAGUUUACAUAAUUGGAGCUCAUUCGAUUUCCGGCGCCACAACAGCCAGCUGGGGGAACUGCACGUCAAACUAUUUUCACGGCAGGAUCCAGCAGUCUGAAUUUUCUCCGCAACCGUGGUGUGCACCGCCACGUGGAAAAGUUAAUUAAAGAAUUUCCUUCCCCGUAUCAAGCUGAUCCCCGGUUCGUCAAUGUCGUCAGUGUGAGGCCCUGCUGAAAAAAAGAAGUCACUGUGGAGAUAAAUUAAAAAGUUCGUCCUUAAUUCGGUGUGUGUGUGCGGUGUUGUUUGUGUCUAAGGGGAAAAUUGUGGAAAAACAAAAGGCCAAGAAGAAAAGUGGUUUUUCCAUAGGGAGAAGCGAGCCAAUUUAGUCCACACCUUAAGCUUUAUAGGAUGAGGAAGAUGCUACUACUGGAGGAGAACUCUUCACCCAAGAAGACACUUUGUCAGCAGAUUCGCCGUCAGUGAAGAAAGGGAGUGAAGAAGUGAUGCCAGCAGGGACGACCGGAAUGACAACAAAGGUGAUCAAAUCAAGCAAAGUCUCGUAGCUUCGUUAAGCCAGGAAGUGUUUCAAGGAACAAGUGUAGCCGUGUAGAUUGACGAAAUUGUCGGACCAAAUCAGCGCAAGAAUUGAAGGUGCUGAUUUUGCUCAGUGUAGUGUUGACUUUGUAGCGAACUCCGUAGAAUAGUCCGGCCAUGGGUGAAAUACUGCGAAGUUGUGGCUGCUUCCAGCGGACCCGCCGUAGUUCCAGCUUCGAGGAUUCGUCCUCGUGCCGAUCGUCGGAGAUUGAGCGCGGUGGGGAGAUGACACCGCACAGCGGCAGCCUGCUGAAGCUGUUCACGUCCAAGGGCUGGUGCCGGCAGUGGCGGAAGACCGGCCGCGGCAUGAGCAUGACCAAGAUUGAACGGACGAUGAAGGCGGCCAUCCUGAUCCAGCGCUGGUAUCGGCGGUUCCUGGCCCGGAUCGAAAUCCGCCGGCGCUACACGUGGACCAUCUUUCAGAGCAUCGAGUACGCCGGCGAGCAGGACCAAGUUCGGUUGUACAACUUUUUCAACGCACUGCUAACGCACAUUCCCGACACUGCCGGACGAACGCUGGACUCGCAGAAUACUUCCAGGGCGUCAUCCAAUGAGGCACUCGACAUGAAGUUCUCGGACGAGUCGGACGACCUGGCGGAGGAAGGAAUCUGCGGCCCAGACCGGGGCUACCAGGGACCCACGAUUCACUUUCCGCUGGACAAGAAGGAGCUGGAGGUGAUCAUCGACCUUUUCCGCAAGAAGAAGAAUCGGCUGCACGCCAAGUACGUGGCGGGAAUUCUGCGCGAGGCCACUUCCAAGCUGAAACGACUGCCAAAUCUGAACCCGGCCUCGACGGCCAUCUCGAAGCAGGUUACCAUCUGCGGGGAUCUGCACGGGAAGCUGGACGAUCUGCUGGUGGUGUUCCACAAGAACGGCCUGCCCUCGCCGGAGAACCCGUACGUGUUCAACGGGGACUUUGUGGACCGCGGCAAAAAGGGCCUCGAGGUCUUCCUGUUGCUGUUGUGCACCUUCCUGGUUUUCCCCGGCGGGGUGUUCCUGAACCGGGGCAACCACGAGGACACCGUCAUGAACGUGCGGUACGGGUUCGUGCGCGAGGUGCACCAAAAGUAUAAACACAACGCCGAAAGACUGCUAAAGCUCAUCGACGAAGUCUACCGGUGGCUUCCGCUGGGCACGAUAGUUAACAACCGCGUGCUGGUCGUGCACGGCGGCAUCUCCGACUCCACCGAUCUCGAUCUCAUCCGUAGCUUAGACCGUAGCAAGUAUAUUUCGCUGUUGCGACCACCGAUCACUGAAAGCUCCGCUCCCGGAGCUGAAAUCAUAGACAAAGUAGAAUGGAAACAGGUGUUCGACAUCCUCUGGAGCGACCCGCAACACAACGAAGGCUGCCGGCCCAACUCGCUGCGGGGCGCCGGCACCUACUUCGGUCCGGACGUGACCAACAAGUUCCUACAACGAUACAAGCUGCAGUAUCUGGUGCGGUCGCACGAGUGCAAACCGGACGGGCACGAGAUCAUGCACGGCGGAAAGGUCAUCACCAUCUUCUCGGCGUCCAACUACUACGAAAUCGGCUCGAACAAGGGCGCCUACCUGAAGCUGGACCCCCAGCUGGACACGCACUUUGUCAUGUACACGGCGGCGGCGUCCAAAACGCGCAAGCUAACCUUCCGCCAGCGGGUCGGUCUGGUCGAGAGCUCGGCCCUUCGCGAACUGGCAGCCCGCCUUCGGGAGCAUCGGAUGGAGCUGGAGCGGCAGUUUGUAAGCCGGGAUCCGCAGGGAGCGGGUGUGCUCACCAUCACAAAGUGGUGCGAGGCGCUGGAGGCGGCCACCAACCUGGGGUUGCCCUGGCGGAUGCUGCGGGACAAGCUGGCCCCGCUGGACCACCCGACGGCGGCCAGCACCACGGCCGUGGCGGAAGUCAGCUACCGCAAGACGCUCCACCUGCUCGACACGGAUUCGUUCAAAUCCGCCCAGAACGGGACCGCUUCUGUGGCCGAGUCGCUGUACAAAAACAAGAGCAGCCUCGAGACCAUCUUUCGCAUCCUGGACAAGGACAACUCGGGCCAAAUCUCGCUCGAAGAGUUCGGCGAGGCGUGCGCCCUGCUCGAGAAGCACUUUCCGCACAACACCCACGAACAGCUGCUGGACAUGUGCCGCAUGAUGGACAUCAACAAGGACGGGCUGGUCGACCUGAACGAGUUCCUGGAGACGUUCCGGCUGUGCGAGAACGCCAAGGAGCAACUGCUGACGCAGCUGCAGGAGAAAGCACUCGCGACGGUGGCGGAAAGCACCGACGAAGAUCUGGACGAGGACCAGCAGCAGCACGGUAAGGGCAAGAGGGCCUCGGGCAAGGGAACCAACGGGGACGCUAAAAAGAGGACGGCUACCAACGGUCGAAAGCCCGGCAGUGGUAAAAAGUUUGAUUCUUCCAAAGCAGCUGAAGAUUCGGAAGAUUACGAGGAUUACGAAGCGAACGAGCAGACGGAGCAGGACAAGUUGAGACAGAAGCAGGCAAAUUCGGCCAGUGCUGCUGCCAGUGCGAACGGUCGGAUCUACCGGUUUCGAUAUGAUUAGGAUCGGGAAAAGACAAGCCAGUCGUCUGAAGAAAUGAGAAGUACACUUGAAAAACGCGAAGAGUAGCAAUAUCAAUUAACAAGAGUUUAUAAAAUACAAUCGUACAAAAGAACAAAAGGUUUUCAUUUAGACACGAUUUCAGUCCCAGUGCAACGAUAGUUUACAGAACAAGAUAACAAUACUCAUCCCAAAGAAGAAAAAAAAAAAACUACAACAAAACAAUGACACUAUGUGAAGCUUUAAUCCAUUUUAGUUUUUGAUACAAAAACAAUCUAGUCGAUAUUGAUAAGGUUUAAACCAUUAAAAAAAUAACAAUACAAAAAUAUUCAAAAAAAUCUUCUAAAUGUAACCAAGCAAGCCGAUGGUUUCCAAAAUUCCACACAACAAAUUACAAAAAAAAACAAAAUCGCAUGGAAACUGCGUAUCAUGGCCAACUAGUUAUUUAAUCGAAAUUUUUCUGAAUCAACUUUUCCAAAAAAAAAAGAAGCACCUCCCUUUUUCCUACACCAAAGUCCGAACCAACCUUGCACGAUUGCACCCAAACUUUUUAAAGAAAUAUCUCGUUGUGUAGCUGAAGAAAAAGUAUUUAAUAGCUAACCGAAACUCAAUAAAAAAAACAAACAAGCAUACUACUCCGCGCAUUGAAUGGUUGCUGUUUUCUAUGAUAUUAUGAAAAAAAUAAAGAAAUGACAAAACGAUCAAUUUAUGGAACCAAAUUUAAACUACUAAACAUUAAACAAGUGUAAUCGGAACAUGCCAAAUAUAAACAAAACUAAUUGUAUCACUUUUAAACUAAACUAAAUAAAGAUCAAUCAAAUAUUAACAGAUGAAAACUACAUAAAACGUUUGAGAGUUAGCUAUUGCUUUUACCAAAAAACCAAAAAAAAAAAAAGUUUGGACUGCAAAUUUACUGUAAGUUGGUUUAGGUUAGGCUCGAUGAAAAUUAUUAAAAAAGACUAUUAUAAUUGUAGAUUUAUUUCGUUAAGACACAGAUGCCGAUAGAGUUUAUACAACAAGUUAAAUUAUAAUUAUCAGUUGAGUAUGCUUUGACCGAGUACACCGAUUAUCGAGAUAGUUAUCAAUUGUGUUGAUUUGAUGUUUUGAGAUCAAAAGCCAGAAGCAUUACAAACGUGUUACCCACCGCGAGGUGGAUUUUCUAUUGCUUAUAUAUAUUAAAAAAAGAGUUACGGAAAUCUAUUGCAUUAAAGAAGCGCUUAAAGAAUAACUAAACAAAUGAACAAGGAAUCGAUUAGAAAAAAAGAAGUAGAAUGAUUUUUAAAUGCGGAAUGCCAGAUUUUUCUAUACAGAACAGACAAAGUGAAUCCAUUUUCCUAUACAUAUAUGAUGUUUUUGAGCUAAAAGUAUUAUAAUGAAAGUAAAAUCUAAAACAAAGCGAUAAAAACCAACAUAACCUAGCCCAUUAUAUCACCGUUUUGUGUGAAGAUGUUAACUAAAUAUCAAAAAGACACGAUGCACACAUCGCAGUAAAACUGA